AUGGCAGCCAUUGAGUACCCGCACUGUGGAGCCAAAGGAUCCGCGAUAGCGACACAUUUAAAAGAGCCAGAAACCUCCCAUCUAGUCCACCAAAUUAUGCAACCAGAACGCUCAAAAGAAGUCGAGACCGUCGACAAAAAGACGACUGCCGUCCUAGAGACGAUUAGCAUCCACGAUGCCGAAGAGGCAGCAGGUAUUGAGAUCUUUGCAGAAGACGACACCCAUCUCCACAGAGCUCUGAAGGAAAGGCACAUCGGUAUGAUCACAUUGGUCGGUGUGUUUGGUACCGGAUUGUUCCUCAGUAGUGGAGGAACGCUUGCCAAAACAGGACCUGUUGGUAUGUGUCUGUCGUACCUCAUUGUGGGCAUCAUUGUGGGUAUGAACCAGAUGGCGCUUGCCGAGGUGGCUGCGCUGGCUCCGUUGACGGGAUCCACUAUUCGCCACGCAGAGAUCUUCAUUGACGACGCUGCUGGCUUUGCGUUAGGCUGGCUCAAGGUUUGGAAUUCCAUCCUUCCAACCGCCCUCGUCUCCUCCGCACUUAUUAUGCAGUACUGGAGCAACCUGUCACCGGGCAUCUGGAUCACCAUCUUCAUGAUUCCGAUCUGCUUUACCAACAUUUUCUCCAUCCGAAUUUACGGUGAGGUCGAAUUUGUGUUUGCUUUGCUAAAAAUCUCCUUGAUUCUCAUUCUUGUUCUGGCCGGCCUCGUAGUCGACCUCGGUGGCGUCAAGGGCCAGAAAAGGCUUGGCUUCCACUACUGGAAAGACCCUGGUCCUUUUGCGUCGUACAUCAAGUCCGGCAGCCUGGGACAGUUCAUUGGUUUCUGGGCCGCCCUGUCGUCUGUGGUGUAUGCUUACGGUGGAGUUCAGGGAAUUGCUCUGCUGGCUGGAGAGACCAAAAAUCCGCGUACUAACAUUCCAAAGGCUGCAAAGAGAAUCCUGUACAGAGUUGUUGGUCUUUACAUGAUCGCCGUGUUCAUCUUGAGUCUUAUUGUUCCGUACGAUGACCCAAAAAUUGCAACCAGCGACGGCACAGCCGCACAUUCGCCAUACGUGAUUGCCUUCGAAAAAGCAGGUAUCAAAGUGCUUCCCCAUGUGGUGAACGCGCUGACGCUGUCAUCUGCAUGGUCUGAGUCGAACCUCGGCAUCACUCAGACUUCGCGAAUCCUGUUUUCUCUUGCUGCCAAGGGUCAGGCCCCUAAGAUUCUCCUCAAAAGUAGCAAGAAACUCAAGGUGCCUUACGUCGGAGUUAUAAUUGGUCUGAUCUUCCUGUCAUUGGCGUACAUGACGCUGGAUUCCACUGCAGCCAACGUGUUCAGCUGGUUCCAAAACAUCACGUCGUCUGUCCUGCUUCUAGAGUGGAUCAUCAUCUCGAUUAACAACAUCAGAAUGAACAGGGCUCUCAAAGUCCAGGGCUACAGCCGCGACGACCUUCCGUACACCAAUAAGAUUGCCAAGGCUAGCGCUUGGUUAUCGCUCUUUGGGUCGGCCCUUCUGCUAAUCACUGGUGGCUUCACGACUUUCAUUCAUGGCCACUGGGAAACCUCCACCUUGUUCUCAUCCUAUUGUGCUCCUGUUCUGUUUGUGGUCUUCUAUCUCGGAUAUAAAUUCAUCAAGAAGACCAAACACGUGCCUCUAGAGGAAAUUUGUCUUCCAGAGCUGAUGGAGGACUACCACAGCAAGCCUGAGCCUCCAUCCGAGCCCCUAAGAGGUUGGAGACUUCUCGCCUUCUUGUGGGCCUAA
Ogataea haglerorum is the source of this 1740-nucleotide messenger RNA. RefSeq lists its product as uncharacterized. Gene Ontology annotation, biological process: amino acid transmembrane transport. Gene Ontology annotation, molecular function: amino acid transmembrane transporter activity. Gene Ontology annotation, cellular component: membrane. NCBI's taxonomy places the organism in Eukaryota, Fungi, Ascomycota, Pichiomycetes, Pichiales, Pichiaceae. The coding region runs from base 1 to 1740 and encodes 579 amino acids. The transcript has a single exon. The record is from RefSeq and is a predicted model, not a curated record.